Molecule: messenger RNA, 3815 nt
Organism: Diorhabda sublineata
Lineage: Eukaryota; Metazoa; Arthropoda; Insecta; Coleoptera; Chrysomelidae
Gene: GABA-B-R2
Product: gamma-aminobutyric acid type B receptor subunit 2
Exons: 17
Coding region: 276-3689 (1137 amino acids)
Biological process (GO): G protein-coupled receptor signaling pathway; gamma-aminobutyric acid signaling pathway
Cellular component (GO): G protein-coupled receptor heterodimeric complex; membrane
Molecular function (GO): G protein-coupled GABA receptor activity
Source: RefSeq, a predicted model, not a curated record
AGAAAUCAAUAAAGCUGUGAAAUGUGCCUCGGGAAAUCAAGGAUAAUCAUUCUAGAAAACCACAAAUUUUCACAGAAUGCUCUUAAAUUUAUAAAUAAAAGUAUUUUGGUGAAUUAAACAGUGAAGUCAUCAUCGAUUCGAUAAUAGGUAUUUGAAAGUUUAAAAAAAUGAUAAGGUUUAAAGACUCUUUGAUUGUUCCAAUAACACAGUUACCGACAUUUCAAAAUAAUAAACAAAUUUUCUUGGGAGUGUGACAAAAGUUAGAAACUCACAAAAUGAUUCGAUUCGCAACCAUUAUCUUAUCAUUAUUUUUCUUAAAGUGUUGUUAUUCACAAAAACCCAACAUGGACAAUAAAAGACAUGACGUUUAUGUAGCUGGUUUCUUUCCUUACAGAAAAGGUGUAGAAAAUUCGGAGACAGGUCGUGGAGUGAUGCCGAGUGUAAAACUAGCCUUGGAUCAUGUGAAUGAGCAUUCUUCUGUUCUGAGAAAUUAUAGACUGCAUAUGUGGUGGAACGAUACGAUGUGCAAUGCAGCGGUAGGUGUGAAAGCCUUCUUCGAUAUGAUGCACAGUGGUCCCCACAAAUUAAUGUUAUUUGGGGCGGCAUGUACUCACGUUACCGAUCCAAUAGCUAAAGCUUCUAAACAUUGGCAUUUGACUCAGUUAUCUUACGCAGACACCCAUCCGAUGUUUACCAAAGAAAAUUUUCCAAAUUUUUUUCGAAUAGUGCCGUCUGAAAACGCCUUCAAUUCACCAAGACUGUCACUUCUAAAGGAGUUCAAUUGGACCAAAGUUGCCACUAUAUAUCAAAAUGAACCACGGUAUUCUUUAGCACACAACAGGUUGGUAGCUGAGCUAGAUGCAAUGGGUUAUCAGGUUUUAGAAACGCAGAGUUUUACCAACGAAGUAAACACAGCCCUAACUAAGCUCAAAGAGAAAGAUACUAGGAUUAUAUUAGGUAAUUUUGACGAAGUAUGGGCUAGAAACAUAUUUUGUGAAGCUUAUAAACUGAAAAUGUAUGGUAAAAAAUACCAAUGGAUUAUAAUGGGUACUUACAGUUUUGAAUGGUGGAAAAAAAAUGACCCUGAAUUCAAUUGCACCCUAGAAGAGCUUGAAGCUGCAUUACAACAAACCAUUUUGACUGAUCUUCUGCCUUUAUCAACAAGUGGAGAAAUCACUAUAUCCGGAAUAACAGCUGAUGAGUAUAAUUCGGAAUAUGAAACAAGAAGAGGUGAAGAAUAUUCUCGGUUUCACGGUUACACAUACGAUGGUAUUUGGGCGUUAGCUUUGGCAAUUCAAAACGUAGCGCACAAAAUAAAAUAUUUCAGAAGGAAUGAGUCUGUUACUGAUUUUCGCUACAGAGACCCAAUAUGGGAAAGACUCUUUUUGGAUGCUUUACACAACACUAGUUUUGAAGGAGUUACUGGUCCUGUAAGAUUUUACGAUAACGAGAGAAAAGCAAGUAUACUUUUGAAACAAUUUCAAGAUGGACGUGAAGUAAAAGUGGGAGAGUAUAGUGCAGCUACUCAGCACCUAGAUCUGACCCUUGGAGAACCACUGAAAUGGAUCGGAAAACAUCCACCCAAAGAUAGAACUUUAGUAAUAAUAGAACAUACCAGGGUAAAUAAGACUGUUUACGCCAUUUUAGCAACUUUGGCAGUUUGUGGAAUAAUAAUGGCUAUAGUUUUCUUGGCAUUUAACAUCAAAUAUCGAAAUCAAAGAUACAUUAAAAUGUCCAGCCCCCAGCUCAAUAAUCUCAUUAUAAUUGGAUGUAUGUUAACCUACACCAGUAUAAUUUUUCUAGGAUUAGAUUCGGGAUUAUCAAGUAUAGAUGCUUUUCCUUACAUUUGUACUGCAAGAGCUUGGACUUUAAUGGCAGGCUUUUCACUGGCAUUCGGAGCAAUGUUUAGUAAAACGUGGAGGGUUCAUUCUAUAUUUACAGAUGUUAAAUUGAAUAAAAAGGUAAUUAAAGAUUACCAGCUAUUCAUGGUAGUUGGAGUACUUCUUGUUAUAGAUUUGAUAAUUAUGACAACAUGGCAAUUCGCUGAUCCGUUUUAUAGAGAUACCAAGCAAAUGGAGAGAUAUCUUCAUCCUUCUAAUGAGGAUAUUAUUAUCAUCCCCGAAAAUGAAUAUUGCGCUUCGGAAUAUCAAACUAUUUUUGUUGGAUCUAUCUAUGCAUAUAAGGGGAUUUUAAUGAUUUUCGGUGCAUUUUUGGCAUGGGAAACACGGCACGUGUCGAUUCCAGCCCUUAACGAUAGUCGUCACGUGGGAUUAUCGGUCUACAACGUUGCCAUAAUGUGCAUAUGUGGUGCUGCUGUUGCUUUAGUACUAGUAGAUCACCAAGACGCGAUGUUUUUGAUUAUAGGAGUAUUUGUGAUGUUCUGUACGACAGCCACCCUAUGGUUAGUAUUUGUACCAAAAUUACUGGAGUUGAGAAGAAACCCUGCUGGAUCAAUCGAUAAAAGAUUUCGUCCUACACUUAGACCGAUGUCAAAAACUCGACGAGAUUCUAGUGUUUCUGAGCUAGAGACAAAAAUUAAAGAUGUAAAAAGUUUAAACUCAAAAUACAGGAAAACGCUUCUGGACAAAGAAUCAGAAUUACAGAUGCUCAUAAGACGAUUAGGAAACGAAGCUAAAGACAUUUUAGAUUCUAGAGCAGAUUCAAUAAGUGAAACUAAUAGAUUAUCUGUACCCCUAUUAAGGAAAGAGCCACCAAGUGCAACUGAAACCAGCGACUUGACCUCACUGUGUAGUCUAAGCUCUCAAGAUUAUGCUACUCUUCAACGUAGCGAUAGUCAAAAAAGAAGAAAACUGGAUAACGAAUCUCCAAAACGGACAAAAUCUCUUCAAGAUACUCCUCUGCCUUCAGAACCUCAACUAGAACAACAAAAACAACUAAAUGGAACUAUAAACCAAAGUAGUGAAUCCACUAAUAAUUUUACUGCAGUUAACGAUACUCCAAAACCUGAAACAGAUAAACCUUGUAAUUAUCAACAAGUAGAAUCUACGAAGGAAAAUGAAAGGAUACAGACUCCUACAUAUGAGAGAAAAGAAUCAAAAUGUUUCGAGUCUGAAACAACAGUAGUAAGGAGAAGAUCAAGUGUAAAACCAGAAUAUCUGCAAGAUCGAGAGGAAAAAAAAAAUUACAAAUGUGGAAUUCCAAGUAUACGAACAACACCAAAGAAAAAAACAGAUUAUGGAACCCAUGUGGUUACCAAAAGUGAACUUUGGGAUACUGGUAGCCAACAUAGAUGCAUGAAAAGCCAUCAAAAGAGUAGUAGAGUUAGUUUACCUCAAGAAGAUGAUGACAACAUGCACAUGCACAGAACAGUUUCAGAACGAAAUCGCUAUUCUUCACCAAAAGAAAAACGAGAAACGUCACCGAUUCCAAAAGAUCAACAAGAACAACAGCGGUUACCCACCAAUAUAUAUAAUCAACAAUGUAACAAGUUGGGAUAUUUCCAGAGUACACCGAAUGUACAUUCAUUAAAGAAUACAACUCAUACACCUAAAAGGGAUAAAUCAAUGUGUAAUGCAAAUUCGGAAAGUGAACUUUUAGAUCGAGAAAUACUACCUAUUUUCCAAAAAUUACUCACAGAACGAAAUAAAAGCCAACAAAAUAUAGACUAUUCAUUUGGUAGAUCAUGUCCAAAUAUUUCUAUUAAGUGUGAUAUUGUUGAAUAUUUGUAAAAUAAGUAGCCAGAGACCUAUUUUUGUCUAGAGUAAGGAGCAAAGAAACAGAUUUUCCACUUUUAUGUAUAUCAUUCCAGUAAUCAAGUUCUAGUUCACAAUAGAAAAACAUCUUAGUGUACUGCU